Messenger RNA from Coprinopsis cinerea okayama7#130, 369 nucleotides. RefSeq lists its product as hypothetical. The record is from RefSeq and is a predicted model, not a curated record. Lineage: Eukaryota; Fungi; Basidiomycota; Agaricomycetes; Agaricales; Psathyrellaceae. The transcript has 3 exons. Bases 1 to 369 code for a protein of 122 amino acids.
AUGCUUCGUUUGCCGCCUCGCCCCUACAACCUUAGAAGACGUCCCACAACAGGAGUCGUGGACACUGGCCCUGUCCCGACGUCACUCCCAGCUAGGGAGGCACCUGCAGGUGACCGACCUGCCUCGGGAACCCUGCGGGGUGACUCAGAGGCUCCCCUCUCGACGAACGAGAGGGAGGCUGGACCCGGUCGCGAUCGGGUCGAUGGGACUUCGGGUGGAGCUGAGGGCUCCCGUGAUUUUUCCGCCGGCAUUGUAGAUACGGAUAGGGGUCUUGAUAAGAAUGGAAGUAUUUUUGGUACCACACGUUCGGAUUAUGAGGCGAAGACGCCCGAUUGGAUCGAGUACAGCGUGCGCGCAUCGAGCGCCUAA